Arthroderma uncinatum is the source of this 1356-nucleotide messenger RNA. RefSeq lists its product as uncharacterized. The record is from RefSeq and is a predicted model, not a curated record. NCBI's taxonomy places the organism in Eukaryota, Fungi, Ascomycota, Eurotiomycetes, Onygenales, Arthrodermataceae. Gene Ontology annotation, molecular function: glutamine synthetase activity. The transcript has a single exon. Bases 1 to 1356 code for a protein of 451 amino acids.
AUGGCUCCCCACGCGAACAAACCUACGACCAGUAUCGAAGCGAACUCUACAUCCGUCACUGAGGGGUCAACGGCUCUUCAUGCCUUCCUAGCUCUUCAUCCCGGCAUCUCCUUUCUCCGUUGCCAGUGGCAGGAUUAUUCGGGCGUCGUGAGAGCGCGCAUUGUCCCAAUCGAGCAUGCAAUAUCGAUCGCUGCUGAAAAGAGGCAGCUGCAUGUACCGGCUUGUGCAUUUCAACUGACCGUGAGUAACGACAAUACUCCUACGAUGGACCCGAGGGGAAACCAUAGGCUGGUUCCAGACUGGACCUCCUUGUACACGCAACAUGGCUUGGACCCCGACUAUGCCACCGUCAUGUGCCGCGUCGUUGAAUUUCUUCCGACGCCGCCUGAGCCAAACUGGAACUACUGCCCUCGUACCGCUCUACAGACGGUGGUUGCGAAGGCAGAGAAGCUGCUUAACGUGCAUUUCCUCGUUGGGUUUGAAGUCGAAUUCCAGGUCUUGAAACUCUCGGCCGAUGGGACACUGGGACCUCACAGCACUGGCCUGGGUCGCUGUGCUAUAUCCGGACUCCGCGAUCCAUGUUUCCCCCAUGUCAAGGAGAUCGUUAAGAUACUGCUAGACGCCGGUGUGGGCGUCGGCGCCUUUCAAACGGAGGGAGACCGAGGGCAGUACGAAAUCGCCCUCGAGCCUCAGUCUCCCAUUCGCGCCGUGGACGAACUGAUCCUAGCCCACGAUAUCAUCAAGUCCUUCUUUGCCCGGCAUGGACUGGUAGCCACCAUGGCGCCGAGGCCGGUGGUGUCGGACAAACAGGCUGCAGGUCAACACACCCACAUCUCACUCAACCCACCCAAAAAUGAAGCCUCGUUCCUGGCAGGCAUGCUCCGUAGGCUUCCUGAGCUAUGUUCCUUUUUUCUCCCGUAUGACUUGUCGUACGAGCGUGUGCAGCCAUACCUUGCGGGACAUAUUGUGGCAUGGGGAUCUGAGAACCGCGCAGUCCCAAUACGUCAGAUAAAGACUGGUCACUGGGAGUUGCGUUGUGUGGACGCUACAGCUAAUAUGUACCUUGCUCUAGCGGCCGUAAUAAGUGCUGGUACAAUGGGAUGCAUCAACGAGGAGCCGUUACUGUGGCCGGACACGGGUUUAAUCGCAGAACACUUUCCUACGGCUGGUACAGAACCUUUCCCUAAGAGCGUUGCAGCGGCCCUGGAGCGGUUAGAAAAGACCUCUGAUAGCUUCCAAGAAUUCAUGGAGAGCCAGAUUGUCCGGCACUAUAUUGUUGUCAAAAGAUUUGAGGCGUCUCUUCUCCGGGAUAGGUCUCCCGAGGCAAAUCGACAGAUGCUAAAUGAGAUUUUCUAG